AUGGAGCAAACAGUGCUUGUACCACCAGGACCUGACAGCUUCAACUUCUUCACCAGAGAAUCUCUUGCGGCUAUUGAAAGACGCAUUGCAGAAGAAAAGGCUAAGAAUCCCAAACCAGACAAGAAAGAUGAUGAUGAAAAUGGCCCAAAGCCAAAUAGUGACUUGGAAGCUGGAAAGAACCUUCCUUUUAUUUAUGGAGACAUCCCUCCAGAGAUGGUGUCAGAGCCGCUGGAGGACCUGGACCCGUACUAUAUCAAUAAAAAAACUUUUAUAGUAUUGAAUAAAGGGAAGGCCAUCUUCCGGUUCAGUGCCACCUCUGCCCUGUACAUUUUAACUCCCUUCAAUCCUCUUAGGAAAAUAGCUAUUAAGAUUUUGGUACAUUCAUUAUUCAGCAUGCUAAUUAUGUGCACUAUUUUGACGAACUGUGUGUUUAUGACAAUGAGUAAUCCUCCUGACUGGACAAAGAAUGUAGAGUACACCUUCACAGGAAUAUAUACUUUUGAAUCACUUAUAAAAAUUAUUGCAAGGGGUUUCUGUUUAGAAGAUUUUACUUUCCUUCGGGACCCAUGGAACUGGCUCGACUUCACUGUCAUUACAUUUGCAUACGUGACAGAGUUCGUGGACCUGGGCAAUGUCUCAGCGUUGAGAACAUUCAGAGUUCUCCGAGCCCUGAAAACAAUUUCAGUCAUUCCAGGCCUGAAGACCAUCGUGGGGGCCCUGAUCCAGUCAGUGAAGAAGCUCUCCGAUGUCAUGAUCCUGACUGUGUUCUGUCUGAGCGUGUUUGCACUGAUUGGGCUGCAGCUGUUCAUGGGCAACCUGCGGAAUAAAUGUGUACAAUGGCCUCCUACCAAUGCUUCCCUGGAGGAACACACUAUAGAGAAGAAUGUAACCAUGAAUUACAAUGGCACACUUGUCAAUGAAACUCACACUGAGUUUGACUGGAAAUCGUAUAUUCAAGAUUCAAGGUAUCAUUAUUUUCUGGAGGGUCUUUUGGAUGCCUUACUAUGUGGAAACAGCUCUGAUGCAGGCCAAUGUCCAGAAGGAUAUAUGUGUGUGAAAGCUGGUAGAAAUCCUAAUUAUGGCUACACAAGCUUUGAUACCUUCAGCUGGGCUUUUUUGUCUCUGUUUCGACUGAUGACUCAGGACUUCUGGGAAAAUCUUUAUCAACUGACAUUACGUGCUGCUGGAAAAACAUACAUGAUAUUUUUUGUGCUGGUCAUUUUCUUGGGCUCAUUCUACCUGAUAAAUUUGAUCCUGGCUGUGGUGGCCAUGGCCUAUGAGGAACAGAAUCAGGCCACCUUGGAAGAGGCAGAACAGAAAGAGGCUGAAUUUCAGCAGAUGCUUGAGCAGCUUAAAAAGCAACAGGAGGCAGCUCAGCAGGCAGCAGCUGUAACUGCCUCAGAGCAUUCCAGAGAACCUAGCGCCGCAGGUGGGCUCUCCGACAGCUCAUCUGAAGCCUCCAAGUUGAGUUCCAAGAGUGCUAAGGAAAGAAGAAAUCGGAGAAAGAAAAGAAAACAGAAAGAGCAGUCUGGUGGGGAAGAGAAAGAUGAGGAUGAAUUCCAUAAAUCUGAGUCUGAAGACAGCAUCAGAAGGAAAGGGUUUCGCUUCUCCAUCGAAGGGAAUCGAUUGACAUAUGAAAAGAGGUACUCCUCCCCACACCAGUCUUUGUUGAGCAUCCGUGGCUCCCUAUUUUCUCCAAGGCGAAAUAGCAGAACAAGCCUUUUCAGCUUUAGAGGGCGAGCAAAGGAUGUGGGAUCAGAGAAUGACUUUGCUGAUGAUGAGCACAGCACCUUUGAGGAUAAUGAGAGCCGGAGAGACUCCUUGUUUGUGCCCCGACGACAUGGAGAGCGGCGCAACAGUAACCUGAGUCAGACCAGUAGGUCUUCCCGGAUGCUGGCAGUGUUUCCAGUGAAUGGGAAGAUGCACAGCACUGUGGAUUGCAAUGGUGUGGUUUCCUUGGUUGGUGGACCUUCAGUUCCUACAUCGCCUGUUGGACAGCUUCUGCCAGAGGUGAUAAUAGAUAAGCCAGCUACUGAUGACAAUGGAACAACCACCGAAACUGAGAUGAGGAAGAGGUCAAGUUCUUUCCAUGUUUCCAUGGACUUUCUAGAAGAUCCUUCCCAAAGGCAAAGAGCAAUGAGUAUAGCCAGCAUUUUAACAAAUACAGUAGAAGAACUUGAAGAAUCCAGACAGAAAUGCCCACCCUGUUGGUAUAAAUUUUCCAACAUAUUCUUAAUCUGGGACUGUUCACCAUAUUGGUUAAAGGUGAAACAUAUUGUCAACCUGGUCGUGAUGGACCCAUUUGUUGACCUGGCCAUCACCAUCUGUAUUGUCUUAAAUACUCUUUUCAUGGCCAUGGAGCAUUAUCCAAUGACGGAACAUUUCAAUAAUGUGCUUACAGUAGGAAACUUGGUUUUCACUGGGAUCUUUACAGCAGAAAUGUUUCUGAAAAUUAUUGCCAUGGAUCCUUACUAUUAUUUCCAAGAAGGCUGGAAUAUCUUUGAUGGUUUUAUUGUGACACUUAGCCUGGUAGAACUCGGCCUUGCCAAUGUGGAAGGAUUAUCAGUUCUCCGUUCAUUCCGACUGCUUCGAGUUUUCAAGUUGGCAAAAUCUUGGCCAACAUUAAAUAUGCUAAUAAAGAUCAUUGGCAACUCAGUGGGGGCUCUGGGUAACCUCACCUUGGUGUUGGCCAUCAUCGUCUUCAUUUUUGCUGUGGUUGGCAUGCAGCUGUUUGGUAAAAGCUACAAAGAUUGUGUCUGCAAGAUCUCCACCAACUGUCAGCUUCCACGCUGGCACAUGAAUGACUUUUUCCACUCCUUCCUAAUAGUGUUCCGCGUGCUCUGUGGAGAGUGGAUAGAAACCAUGUGGGACUGUAUGGAGGUUGCUGGUCAAGCCAUGUGCCUUACUGUCUUCAUGAUGGUUAUGGUUAUUGGAAACCUGGUGGUCCUGAACCUCUUUCUGGCCUUGCUUCUGAGCUCAUUUAGUGCAGACAAUCUUGCAGCCACAGAUGAUGAUAAUGAAAUGAACAACCUCCAAAUAGCUGUGGACAGGAUGCACAAAGGAGUAGCUUAUGUGAAGAGAAAAAUAUAUGAAUUUAUUCAACAAUCGUUUGUCAGAAAACAAAAGAUUCUAGAUGAAAUUAAACCACUUGAUGAUCUAAACAAUAAGAAAGACAGUUGUAUGUCCAAUCAUACAACAGAAAUUGGAAAAGAUCUUGACUAUAUUAAAGAUGUGAAUGGAACCACAAGUGGAAUAGGAACCGGCAGCAGUGUUGAAAAAUACAUUAUUGAUGAAAGCGAUUACAUGUCAUUCAUAAACAAUCCCAGUCUUACCGUGACUGUACCAAUUGCUGUAGGAGAGUCUGACUUUGAAAAUUUAAACACAGAGGACUUCAGUAGUGAAUCAGAUCUGGAAGAAAGCAAAGAGAAACUUAAUGAAAGCAGUAGCUCCUCUGAAGGCAGCACUGUAGACAUUGGCGCACCUGCAGAAGAACAGCCUGUAGUGGAACCUGAGGAAACCCUUGAACCUGAAGCCUGUUUCACUGAAGGCUGCGUACAAAGAUUCAAAUGUUGUCAAAUCAGUGUGGAGGAAGGCAGAGGAAAACAAUGGUGGAACCUGAGAAGAACGUGUUUCCGAAUAGUGGAGCAUAACUGGUUUGAGACCUUCAUUGUUUUCAUGAUUCUCCUUAGCAGUGGUGCUCUGGCAUUUGAAGACAUAUAUAUUGAUCAGCGAAAGACAAUUAAGACGAUGUUGGAAUAUGCUGACAAGGUUUUCACUUAUAUUUUCAUUCUGGAAAUGCUUCUAAAAUGGGUGGCAUAUGGCUAUCAAACAUAUUUCACGAAUGCCUGGUGUUGGCUGGACUUCUUAAUUGUUGAUGUUUCAUUGGUCAGUUUAACAGCAAAUGCCUUGGGUUAUUCAGAACUUGGUGCCAUCAAAUCUCUCAGGACACUAAGAGCUCUGAGACCUCUAAGAGCCUUAUCACGAUUUGAAGGGAUGAGGGUGGUUGUGAAUGCCCUUUUAGGAGCAAUUCCAUCCAUCAUGAAUGUGCUUCUGGUUUGUCUUAUAUUCUGGCUAAUUUUCAGCAUCAUGGGCGUAAAUUUGUUUGCUGGCAAAUUCUACCACUGUAUUAACACCACAACUGGUGACAUGUUUGAGAUCUCCGAAGUGAAUAAUCAUUCUGAUUGCCUAAAACUAAUAGAAAGAAAUGAGACUGCCCGAUGGAAAAAUGUGAAAGUAAACUUUGAUAAUGUAGGAUUUGGGUAUCUCUCUUUGCUUCAAGUUGCCACAUUUAAGGGAUGGAUGGAUAUAAUGUAUGCAGCAGUUGAUUCCAGAAAUGUGGAACUCCAGCCUAAGUAUGAGGACAGUCUAUACAUGUAUCUUUACUUUGUUAUUUUCAUCAUCUUUGGGUCCUUCUUCACCUUGAAUCUGUUUAUUGGUGUCAUCAUAGAUAAUUUCAACCAGCAAAAAAAGAAGUUUGGAGGUCAAGAUAUCUUUAUGACAGAAGAACAGAAGAAAUACUAUAAUGCAAUGAAAAAAUUGGGAUCAAAAAAGCCACAAAAGCCUAUACCUCGACCAGGAAACAAAUUUCAAGGAAUGGUCUUUGACUUUGUAACUAGACAAGUCUUUGACAUCAGCAUCAUGAUUCUUAUCUGUCUCAACAUGGUCACAAUGAUGGUAGAAACAGAUGACCAGAGUGAAUAUGUGACAAACAUUCUGUCGCGCAUCAACCUGGUGUUCAUUGUGCUGUUCACUGGAGAAUGUGUGCUGAAGCUCAUCUCCCUCCGCCAUUAUUAUUUUACCAUAGGCUGGAAUAUUUUUGAUUUUGUGGUCGUCAUUCUCUCCAUUGUAGGCAUGUUUCUGGCCGAGCUGAUAGAAAAAUACUUCGUGUCCCCUACCCUGUUCCGAGUGAUCCGUCUCGCCAGGAUUGGUCGAAUCUUGCGUCUGAUCAAAGGGGCGAAGGGGAUCCGCACGCUGCUCUUUGCUCUGAUGAUGUCCCUUCCCGCCUUGUUUAACAUUGGCCUCCUGCUCUUCCUGGUCAUGUUCAUCUACGCCAUCUUUGGAAUGUCCAACUUUGCGUAUGUUAAGAGGGAAGUUGGAAUUGAUGACAUGUUCAACUUUGAGACCUUUGGCAACAGCAUGAUCUGCCUGUUCCAAAUUACCACCUCUGCUGGCUGGGAUGGAUUGCUAGCACCUAUUCUCAACAGUAAACCACCUGACUGUGAUCCUAAUAAAGUUAACCCUGGAAGCUCUGUUAAGGGAGACUGUGGGAACCCAUCUGUGGGGAUUUUCUUUUUUGUCAGUUACAUCAUCAUAUCGUUUCUAGUUGUGGUGAACAUGUACAUCGCUGUCAUCCUGGAGAACUUCAGUGUCGCUACUGAGGAAAGCGCAGAGCCCCUGAGUGAGGAUGACUUUGAGAUGUUUUAUGAGGUUUGGGAGAAGUUUGAUCCUGAUGCCACCCAGUUCAUGGAAUUUGAAAAACUAUCUCAGUUUGCAGCUGCUCUUGAACCCCCUCUCAAUUUGCCGCAACCGAACAAACUCCAGCUCAUUGCCAUGGACCUGCCCAUGGUCAGUGGGGACCGGAUCCACUGUCUUGACAUCUUAUUUGCUUUUACAAAGCGGGUUCUGGGAGAGAGUGGAGAGAUGGAUGCCCUUCGAAUACAGAUGGAGGAGCGAUUCAUGGCUUCUAAUCCAUCAAAGGUCUCUUAUCAGCCAAUAACUACGACUUUAAAAAGGAAACAAGAGGAGGUGUCUGCUGUAAUUAUUCAGCGUGCUUACAGGCGCCACCUUUUAAAGCGAACUGUAAAACAAGCUUCAUUUACCUAUAAUAAAAAUAAAAUCAAAGGUGGGGCUAACCUUCUUGUAAAAGAAGACAUGAUAAUUGACAGAAUAAAUGAAAACUCUAUUACAGAGAAAACUGAUCUGACCAUGUCCACAGCAGCUUGUCCACCUUCCUACGAUCGGGUAACAAAGCCAAUCGUGGAAAAGCAUGAGCAAGAAGGCAAAGAUGAAAAAGCCAAAGGGAAGUAA
Molecule: messenger RNA, 6027 nt
Organism: Puma concolor (puma)
Lineage: Eukaryota; Metazoa; Chordata; Mammalia; Carnivora; Felidae
Source: RefSeq, a predicted model, not a curated record